UCAAAAACGCCUGCCAUGGCUGACAGUGACUCAGCUUCAGAAGGUCCUCGCUCCAAUGGCGAGGUGACCGGCUCAGCCGCGACCGGCGCUUCGGUCACCUGCGCUCCGGCCUGCGGGCGACAGCGCAAGCGCCACCGCAGCGGAGGUGCCAAGCAUAAUGUGGACACCCGCGGGGUGUCCGCAGGGACUGGCUCGGUUUGCAAGCUCUUCGUGCGCAAGGCUCCUUGCAAUUUCGCGGACCCCUGGCGAAAGCACAGUCAGCAGUCGUCGACCGGUACGGGCUUUUUGCUCGAGGGAAGGUGGGUGGUGACCAAUGCCCACGUGGUGCACCGCGCCGUGUCUGUACUGGUGCGGCCGACCACCGGGAACCCGGUGAAAUACAAUGCCAGGGUGGUGGCGCUAGGCCUUCCCUGUGAUCUCGCAGUGCUGGAAGUGGAAGAGAACUUCUGGCGGGGCAAGGAGUCCUUGAAACUCUCAAGGGAGCUGCCCAAGCUGGACGACAACGUCACGUGCAUUGGCUUUCCAGUGGGAGGAGAGAACAUCUCCGUGACGCGGGGUGUUGUUUCUCGCAUCGACGUCAACAUCGACGGCCUGAUGCGGAUUCAGAUUGAUGCAGCCAUUAACCCAGGCUGGAAUGCAGAACCGACAGCUUGGAGAUCUGACACGGCGAUGGUGAUGCGCACGGCUGUGCUGCCUGCGCAAGCCACACUCAAAGAAGCGUGCGGCUGUGCUGCUCACGCGCGCUCUUGACAGAUGCCUGCUCGUGACGUCACACCGCUUCGCGCGCGUCAAAAAAA
Cladocopium goreaui is the source of this 797-nucleotide messenger RNA. The record is from the annotation of a GenBank genome assembly. Lineage: Eukaryota; Dinophyceae; Suessiales; Symbiodiniaceae.